Molecule: messenger RNA, 829 nt
Organism: Magallana angulata
Lineage: Eukaryota; Metazoa; Mollusca; Bivalvia; Ostreida; Ostreidae
Exons: 3
Coding region: 35-766 (243 amino acids)
Source: RefSeq, a predicted model, not a curated record
UAUAACUCAUUUUUCAGAACAAGUAGAAUCAGUUAUGAGAUUAAAUAGAGAUAACGCCAGCGCUGAUCUUUGCCGUGACGUACGCAUGUGGUGGCAGGCAGAGGAUGAACCAGGAAUCAGCUCAGCAGAAAGGCACAAUAUGAGAAUGGUCUUGAGAACGCGGCUCUUAAACCAUGUAAAAUUCAACGAAUUUCCUCCACCCACUAUGUACAUUUGGGGGUGGCCAUGUCAGUUGUGGGAAGCAAUUAUUUCCAGUAUAGAUGCAAAAGCAUGGCUGUAUUAUUUUUGUCAUGGAGGUACUUACAAUGUUAGAGCAUUUAGCAGUAUGAUAGGGGAGACAUUUUUCUCUGAACUGACCAUGAAUGAUAGGAGAGGACAGGGAACAGUUUCUUGUCAAGAGUUUGGCCAAUUCAUCGGAAAUACAAUAGAACAAGUUCAAAUUCGAUUAGAUCCAGAAAGGACAUUCUCUUAUCGUACUAAGAGGGCUACAGUCUACAAUUUGGUUGACGAUACUGACUCUGUAGAUCAGAUGGAAAGCAUUCAAGACCACAGUAGAAACAGUUUGGAUGAAAUACCAACAAAUAUCACAUUCAGAGAUCAUCAUUUUGAUACACAACUGCGGAAACGCGUUUGUGGAAAACGUAAAGAGGGAACGGUCCUGACAGAGCGAAAUUCGUUACAGAAGGGAUCUCUGGGUGUUCGCUGGGAAAAAGCACGUUGUGAUCAAUCAAAAAUCUUACCAACUGUUAAAAUGGGAUUAUUGUAAUUUCAUGUUGCAUGUAUAAAAAUGCACAAGUUCAUGUAAAAUAUGAGUCUAUAAUAAAUUACU